This is a messenger RNA of Bactrocera dorsalis (oriental fruit fly), 1885 nucleotides long. Its product is annotated as transcription factor grauzone. Lineage: Eukaryota; Metazoa; Arthropoda; Insecta; Diptera; Tephritidae. Gene Ontology annotation, cellular component: nucleus. The transcript is spliced from 5 exons. The record is from RefSeq and is a predicted model, not a curated record. The coding region runs from base 25 to 1719 and encodes 564 amino acids. Gene Ontology annotation, molecular function: DNA-binding transcription factor activity; zinc ion binding.
GGUUGGAUUAAAAUAAUUUUUAAUAUGUUUUGCAAACUAUGUGACAAAUAUUCAGAUGGUUUGCUAGGCAUAUUCGAUGAAGAAGGUGUUCAAAUGGGUAUUGCUGAUAUUAUCGGGUUACACUUUUGGUUUAAGUUACAUUCUGAUGAUGACAUAUAUGCAGCGAUUUGCCCAUCGUGCUGGUUAAAACUAAACGACUUUCACCAAUUUUAUAAAAUGGUAGAGCAGGCUCAUUCAGUACUUGCUGAUAACAGCAUAAAAAAGGAGCCCCUAAGUGAAUUAAUGGACAUUGAAUUUAUUGAUCCUAAUGUAACUAUUAAAAAAGAACCCGAAGAAAAGACAAAUUCGAAGGCUAAAAAGUCCACAGACAACUCGAGUGAGGAGAUAAAUCAAUUUUGCGAACUAGAAAUGCCCUCUUCAAUUAGUAACGAAGCAACAAAUACUGAAACGGACUUGCUAAAUCCUUUUAGUGAACUAAGCUCCCUUAAAAUAAAAAAUGAUAUCGUCGUGAAACUGGAAUUUAAAAAUGAUGAAAACAAUUUGCCUAAGAUGGCAGACAUACAAUCAACAAAUUCAGAAAUCAGAAAAAAACAAAAAUACGUUACACUUCAAAUAUUAGGCUCUAAAAAAAUUAAGCGUAAAAAUGAAGGAGAUAAAUCUGCAAAACCAAAUGAAUGUCCGAAAAAGAUUAAAAGUCGAUCAAAUAUUAAAUCAAGUUCGGAAGACAAAGAGAUGGUUAAAAAAUAUAUUCCUAUGAUCUGCGAGUUGUGCACAUUUAUCAGCGAGGACUUUUCUUCUGUUAGAAAACACUUCCAAAAACAGCAUCCAAAAAUAAGAUCAUACGUAAGAUGUUGCAAUAAGAAAUUAUUUCACCCUAUUGAGAUCGUACGUCAUGCGUAUAAACACGACAAUCCUGAAUUCUUUAGGUGUAAAGACUGUAAAAAAAAUUUUGCGGAACAGUCAACACUCUCCCGUCAUAUGAUAACUGCCCAUGCACCAGAGGAGGAACUAAAUUACAAUUGUGAUCAAUGUCCUAAGAGAUUUCCUUGCCAAAAGAAACUUGAAAUUCAUAAAAACUCGCAUGUGCCCCAGAACGAGCGAAUAUUCGUUUGUGACCUAUGUCCUAAUAGUCGCUUCGCCAGUAAUGAUAUUUUGAAAAUUCACGUAUGCAAGCAACACGGUCGACCAACCAAUAUUUGUCAUGUGUGCGCUAAAGAGAUGCGCGAUAAAGCGUCAUUUGAAAAGCAUGUACGGUCGCAUUUCGAUGAUGGUGGUCCGAAGGUAAAAUGCACAUUGGAUGGUUGUGAUCGUUGGCUCAAGGAUGAAGAUAAUCUUCGACGACAUAUACGAAGAUUACAUACCAAAGAUCAAAAAGCGGUCACAUGUGAAACAUGCGGACGGGAAUGUAAAAAUCAAGAUGCUUUAACAAGACAUAAAUAUCGGGUUCAUUCAAAUAUCGUAUUUACCUGCGAGGAAUGCAAAAAGACUUUUAAGCGAGCGAUUCAUUUGCGGGAACAUAUGGCACAACAUACUGGUGAAAUUCUUUACAAAUGUCCAUUUUGUACGCGUACUUCCAAUUCAAAUAUGCAUUCGCAUAAAAAGAAAAUGCAUCCCCUAGAAUGGGAGAAUUGGAAAAAAACAAAUAAUGGAAGUUCACAGCAGAUAUUGAGUAAUCAACAGGAAAAUACACAAAACUUGUAUUCAUUAUAUAACAAUUAAUACAUAAUCAUAGUGAAUGUUUUUGCAUUAAAUAUACAUACAUUUGUAUUUAUAUGUACAGUUAGUAUAAUAGCUCUUGGCUAUGGAUAUUUUAUUACUAUUAAAUAUGUCUUAUGACUCGAUAUUUUAUGUCACAAAUACACUCCAGCCAGUUAUUAUGUUGUAA